This is a messenger RNA of Mytilinidion resinicola, 777 nucleotides long. RefSeq names its product endoribonuclease L-PSP. NCBI's taxonomy places the organism in Eukaryota, Fungi, Ascomycota, Dothideomycetes, Mytilinidiales, Mytilinidiaceae. The transcript is spliced from 5 exons. Gene Ontology annotation, cellular component: mitochondrion; cytosol. Gene Ontology annotation, molecular function: deaminase activity. Bases 239 to 634 code for a protein of 131 amino acids. The record is from RefSeq and is a predicted model, not a curated record.
UGUCUCUCUCGUGAAGACCCGAUUUUUGAAGCCGAGUACUUCACGUUCACCACUUCAAGUUUCGUCAUUAAUCUAGGGGUACCUCAAGAACCUACCUACCUGGUCACUCUUUUUGUUCUUCAACGCGAAGUCCAACAGACCGCGACCUGAAUGAUAACGUCGAGAUCAUCGCAUUGCGAUAUCCGUCCUGGAUAACUGUGGGGCGAGGGUCCUCCGUUAAAUUGCACCUGGAUCAAUCAUGUCUACUACUAAGGAAGUCGUUCUCUCAGACAGCUCCCCAAAGCCUUUCCCAGUCAUGCCUUUCAGCGCGGCUGUAAAGUGUAAUGGGUUUGUCUUCUGCUCUGGGAAUAUUGGUGUGGAUCCAGUGAGCUUGAAGGUCAUCGAGGGUCCCAUCCAGGAUCGGACUCGACAAGCUUUGAAGAACAUCACGGGCGUGCUCAAGGAUGCUGGCAGCUCCAUCGAGAAUAUUGUCAAGAUUAACGUCUAUCUCACGAGUAUGACGAACUUUGGUGCGAUGAAUGAAGCAUAUCUGGAGUUCUUUCCCGGCGAUUAUCUACCGGCGAGGACGUGUGUUGCAGUCAAAGAACUUCCAUUGGGCACAGAUGUCGAGAUCGAGUGCACUGCGCACCUAUAGAAAUCGAGCUUCUUGGAGCACAUUUGAGCCUUGAUCAGCCCUCAAUGGCAGGACCUUGACGUCCCUAGAUCUGACGAUAAGCUUGAUAGAGGGGUAAGAUGGGGUCAAAUGCAGAGCUCCAUCUAGGCACAAGGCUGGCCGUG